AUGGUGUUCACCUUCGCACCAUUCUGCUACAUGCUCACCCUGGUGCUGUGCGCCUCCCUCAUCUUCUUUGUCAUCUGGCACAUCGUAGCCUUUGAUGAGCUGCGGACUGACUUCAAGAACCCCAUCGACCAGGGGAACCCAGCGCGUGCACGUUUGAAAAACAUCGAACGCAUCUGCUGCCUCCUGAGGAAGCUGGUGGUCCCGGAAUAUUCCAUCCACGGCCUCUUCUGUCUGAUGUUUCUGUGUGCAGCAGAGUGGGAGACCCUGGGCCUCAGCAUCCCCCUCCUCUUCUACCACCUCUGGAGGUACGUCCACCGUCCUGCGGAUGGCUCUGAGGUCAUGUAUGAUGCGGUCUCUAUCAUGAAUGCAGACAUCCUCAACUACUGCCAGGAGUCCUGGUGCAAACUCGCCUUCUACCUGCUCUCCUUCUUCUAUUACCUGUACAGUAUGGUUUAUACGUCGGUGAACUUCUAAGGGGGAAGCCGGCCAGGGAGCAAGCCCAGA
This is a messenger RNA of Apodemus sylvaticus (European woodmouse), 504 nucleotides long. RefSeq names its product protein cornichon homolog 2-like. The transcript is spliced from 2 exons. Gene Ontology annotation, biological process: regulation of AMPA receptor activity; vesicle-mediated transport. Gene Ontology annotation, cellular component: dendrite; synapse. Bases 1 to 474 code for a protein of 157 amino acids. Lineage: Eukaryota; Metazoa; Chordata; Mammalia; Rodentia; Muridae. The record is from RefSeq and is a predicted model, not a curated record.